UUAAGAUGGCUGCUGAACCGACGCGAGAAUGGAGCGAUGAACAGCUCAAAAGUGACGAUCUCCCCAAAAAAGACAUUAUUAAAUUCUUACAGGACAAUGCUGCCCAUUCGUUUCUUUCAGAGCACAAAUUAAUGGGCAACAUUAAGAAUGUUGCGAAAACCGCGAAAAAGGAGCAGCUGAUUGCAGCCUACAAUGAGCUUUUUGAGAGCAAGAGGUUCAAAGGCACAGAGCCUGUGGAGGAGGUCACAAAACAGGUCAAGGAUGUGAAGAUAGAAGAGAAGCCCAAGCAAGAAGCCAAAGUGGACCCAGUCGAUGAGGGCCCUCCAAAAUACACUAAAUCAGUGCUGAAGAAAGGAGACAAGACCAACUUCCCAAAGAAGGGUGACACUGUGGGCUGUUGGUACACCGGCACGCUGGAGGAUGGCACUGUGUUUGACUCCAACAUUCCGGCCACCGCCAGAAAGAAGAAGCAGGCCAAGCCACUGUCUUUCAAGGUCGGGAUGGGCAAGGUCAUCAGAGGGUGGGAUGAAGCCCUACUGACAAUGAGCAAAGGAGAGACAGCGAAGCUGGAGAUUGAUCCAGAGUGGGCAUACGGCAGGAAGGGGCAGCCUGAUUCCAAAAUUCCACCCAAUGCAAAGCUCAUCUUCGAGGUCGAACUGGUGAGCAUCGAUUAAGCCGCAUCCAGUCCAGGAAGAACGCAAGCCAUCCCCGGGGAACCGGUUCCUUAAAUAUAAAACACUGUACGCUGAGCACUUUGAACUCAACAUUUGGAUGACAGUAUUGAAAUGAUACAAAGUUGCUUUUUUUUUGCUUAGUAUAUUUUCCAAAUAUGUAUGUGCAUGUUUGUUGUUAAGCUUAAUAAACCAAUUUUGGAGA
This is a messenger RNA of Megalops cyprinoides (Indo-Pacific tarpon), 876 nucleotides long. RefSeq names its product FKBP prolyl isomerase 3 (gene fkbp3). Bases 6 to 674 code for a protein of 222 amino acids. The record is from RefSeq and is a predicted model, not a curated record. The transcript has 7 exons. Gene Ontology annotation, molecular function: peptidyl-prolyl cis-trans isomerase activity. NCBI's taxonomy places the organism in Eukaryota, Metazoa, Chordata, Actinopteri, Elopiformes, Megalopidae.